AUGGCCUACUUCAUUGAUGGCAAAGAUUGUAUGAUCACAGAAUGGGUCUUCUUGAUCAUUGCCUUCGCUUUUGUUGCUCUGCGUAUCUACGCGCAUGUUUUCUACCUCCACAAGAAACUAAGCUGGUCAGAGAUACUGUUGAUCGCCUCUGUCCUUGAUGCCUUGGGCUUGAUUAUCUGCGAUACACUCACUUUCCAGAUGGGCGUUUUAGACAACUACAAGACUUCAGAAAGGUUGUCGAAGACUUCGUUCGUCUCGAAUUACUUCUACGACUUUGGGCUAGGUUUGCCCAAACUCAGCAUGUUGGCUUUCUACUGGACCUUCUUCGAUCUCAGCCGCCACCGAACGACGCAGAAACUGUUGAUCUUGAUGACUGCCUUUGUCGUGGCCUGUUAUUUGACAAGCCUAUUCGAUGACACAUUUUUCUGUGGCAAAGAUGUUUCUGUGCAGUGGUCUCAAGAAAAGGGCGCGUGCUCAGUGUUUUAUGCUCAGGAGCCUUUCAUCCUAAACUUCACGCUUGGCCUGACUUGCUACCUGGUCAUAUACAUGCUCCCCGUGACCCUCCUUAUUCAAGGUAUUCUUGAGACCUCUACUGCAGUCGUCUUGACACUUGUUAUGGGAAUGCUUCCUAUUGUCACAGGCAUUGUUCGCUUUAUCUGCCUAAAAAUUGGAACAGGUCAAGAGAACCUUGUCUAUAUCCUCAGUAUGGUCGAGCUAUCCCUUGCCAUCAUCGUCGCUUCCUUGCCUGAGCUGAAGGUGCUUUUACCCAGGAAUUUCACAGCCAUAAAGAUGGGUUCGACAGCGACCUUAGACCUUAGAGAGAACAUUAAGCUAGUAGAGUUAAGCACAGAACGAAAGGAUGCCACCAGACAAGUGUAA
Molecule: messenger RNA, 879 nt
Organism: Exserohilum turcica Et28A
Lineage: Eukaryota; Fungi; Ascomycota; Dothideomycetes; Pleosporales; Pleosporaceae
Exons: 4
Coding region: 1-879 (292 amino acids)
Source: RefSeq, a predicted model, not a curated record